UUCCUCAGAUGAUUGAACAUGUUGCAGUAAUUAUUCCAGUGUUCAACGGUGAAAAAUGGCUGGAAGAGUGCUUACAAUCAGUUGCCGACCAAUCUAUCCUUAAAAUCAACUAUGUUAAGCUUUCAGUCUCAGUUUACAACGAUGCGUCUGCUGAUAAUUCAAAACAAGUUCUGGAUUGUUGGCGUCUAAAGUUUGAAAAUCUGUCGAUCGACUUCAUAGUAACAGACAACUGCGAUGCUCCUGGAGGAGUUGGCUUUGCAAGAAACAGGGCUAUUGAUGUAGUUUUAGCAAAGAAUGAAUCCAUCGAAUAUUUCUGUUUUCUUGACUGCGACGACGUUAUGAAGCCUCAAAGAAUUGAAAAACAGCUGGAAAUGUGCAGAUUGAACCAAAAUGCAAUAAUUGGAAGUCAAUUUAUUCGAAACGACGCGGCCACAGUUCGCUUCACUGACUGGUGUAAUAAUCUAUCUGGUAGUCUUCUGGAAACCCAGAUAUACACUUCGCAUGGGCCGACUGUGGCUAUGCCUACUUGGUUUAUCCACAGAUCGAAACUUCAGAAGUUUUCAGAGGAGGGAACGGGAACACCGGAAGACUUGUUGUUUUUCUAUAAGCACCUGAGAAAUGGAGGCAAAGUUAAAAGAGUGGACGAGAAAUUGGUGUUUUAUCGAUAUCAUCCCUCAAAUACGACAUUUUCGAUCAAAUCUGAGACAAUUUGGAAUGUCAAAUUGCACUUCUUUAUUGAAGAUGUCCUGGAGAAGCUGGACAAGUUCUCAAUUUGGGGUGCUGGCAAACUUGGCAAGCAGUUGUUCAGGUCACUUCCCGAAAGUAUUCGCCACAAGGUCACUCAGUUCUUUGAUGUAGACCAAUCGAAACUGAAACAUGGAUUUGUGAAUCUGCCCUACCUGCCAGAUGAAAAAUCAAAAUGGGUCCCUAUUGAACAUGUUGACUCUUUGAAGAGUCCAUUUGUUAUUUGUCUCAAACUUAACUUGUUGGGCUUCGAAGAAAUUCUGGCUAAAUUUCAGUUUCUGGAAGGGGUCGAUUACUGGAUUUUCAAUUAACCCUAUUUAAGAAUAAAUUCAACAGUUUCGAGUAUACUAGUUUCCAGAAAUGAAUGGUCAAUAAUUGUCAAAAGUAACGAAGUUUUGUCGCGCUUUGAUAAUAUAGAGAGUGUUCUAAUCUAGUUGUUAAUUUUUUGCUAGAUAUUUACAAUCCAGCU
Symsagittifera roscoffensis is the source of this 1213-nucleotide messenger RNA. Its product is annotated as UDP-GlcNAc:betaGal beta-1,3-N-acetylglucosaminyltransferase-like protein 1. The transcript is spliced from 3 exons. Bases 9 to 1055 code for a protein of 348 amino acids. Lineage: Eukaryota; Metazoa; Xenacoelomorpha; Acoela; Convolutidae. The record is from RefSeq and is a predicted model, not a curated record.